AUGGGUUCUUUAAUGUCAGGAUGGGACUCGAAAGUAGGAGAUGCCAAUUCAGUGAAAAGGUGCAAGUCACUUACAAGAGAAGAUAUCGAUGCUUUUUGGAAGACAAAGAAGAAGAGUGAAGAAGAACAUGUUCAAGCCGUUUCCAAGUUGGUAGCUCAGGAAGUUGCCGAAAGCCAAACGCAAGAGGAGAAGAGAGUAGAAGAAGAUCGUAUUGAGAACCAAAGCAAAUGGUGGAGAAAAAGCAACUGGGCCUUCUUAAACGAGCCGAGGGAGGAAGAGGGUGGACCGAACAAUUACGUGCCACAGUUUCAAGUGGCUCACAUCACCAAAAUCGCCGGCUAG
This is a messenger RNA of Microthlaspi erraticum, 342 nucleotides long. Lineage: Eukaryota; Viridiplantae; Streptophyta; Magnoliopsida; Brassicales; Brassicaceae. The record is from the annotation of a GenBank genome assembly.